This is a messenger RNA of Anopheles merus, 4929 nucleotides long. It is a transcript of the gene GABA-B-R3, whose product is annotated as gamma-aminobutyric acid type B receptor subunit 2. Gene Ontology annotation, biological process: gamma-aminobutyric acid signaling pathway; G protein-coupled receptor signaling pathway. NCBI's taxonomy places the organism in Eukaryota, Metazoa, Arthropoda, Insecta, Diptera, Culicidae. The record is from RefSeq and is a predicted model, not a curated record. Bases 1225 to 4551 code for a protein of 1108 amino acids. The transcript is spliced from 8 exons. Gene Ontology annotation, molecular function: G protein-coupled GABA receptor activity. Gene Ontology annotation, cellular component: membrane; G protein-coupled receptor heterodimeric complex.
UCACCUGCCCGUCCCCGUUUGGCUCCCGCGUCGUAUCGCACCGAACGCAAAUCGAAGUGGGGCCCAUUGCUUGCGCCUUCUCGAAGUGUUUUGCCUGCCUGUCUGCCUGUUCCGUUCAGUUGCAUCGGAGAUUCGGCCGUGAGCGGACGCGCGCUUUGCUGCUGGUGACGAGCACUGCCAUUCGCGCAGCGUGUGCGUGUUUUGCCUGUGCGGCAGCGCAUAGGGUCGGGAAAAGGCUUCCGGUUUUCCGGCCAGGCCGUGUGAACUUGAAGUUUGUGCUGCAGGCAGUUUCCCUCUUUCGUUCGCUUUGCUCGUUCUGCUUCAGCUGCAAACCAAACCAGAAAAAAAGAAGCGGAAAAUCGAGGUGCCAGGGACGUGGAAAAUGGGUACUCGCGCGUACUUGCUUGGUUGGAGCCACCCGCUCGCUCUUUAAAACUUUGAUGAGGAUUAAUUGCACUUUCGUAGCCGGCGUUUUAAAGUGUCGUUGAGUUCCUGCUCCUGGAUGGGUGGGUGGAACUUUCCUGCUGCUUGGCGAAGAACUUUCGACCUACCUGGCUUGGGUUGCGGAAUGCCAUCGCAGCCCCGUGUUAAUAAGCUAAAGCGAAAGGCGAAGGCUGCAAAACGGGUGCUCCGGGAGUCGUAGCUGUAAAGUGUGUUGCUCUGUAUUGGUGUGUGUUACUGUGUGUGUGUGUGUGUGUGCAAUUGUGUUUAAGGGUCAAGAUUUUGCCUUUUCGCCUCGGAUUGCCAUUUGUGUACCGCGCGCGCGUUUGUGUGUGUGUGUUUGUGCCAGUGUCGAAUGUGUCUUGCCGUGUCGUCCCCCGAGGGGAAUUAAGCAGUAGAUUGGAACGGAACUGCUGCACGAGGUGGUGGUGGCAGUGGCGUACCGUCACCGUUCGGCUCACUAAUCCCAAGCACUGCUGGCACUUGCAAAUGGAUCCGGCGCUGGGGCUGGUGAUGUGGACCCGGACGCCAAAGUAUCCAAUCAAAACUACAAAACGAGAUUCGAAAAAGGCAUUGGUCACAGGAGCACCCUUGAACGUGCCGGCACGUGCCGCUCUAUCGGAAGGAUAAACCACGUUUUCCACGUUUCCGAACGGUGUUGGAGGUGGUGUUUCCGCUGCCCGCGGUACCGUGCACAGGUUCGGUACGGACGCCAGUCGAUGGCAGCGGCUUACGGCGAGCAGUCGAACCAGCUCCAACGGAACGCUCAACACGCUCAAGAGGAUGCGUCGCACAACGGCCGGCUCGAGUGGUUACGUGCCGGUGGUGCUGAUGGUGCUGCUGCUGCUGCUGCUGGUGCUUUUCGACACGCUGCUGGCAAGUGAAAGUGCCGCCAAUCGGAAGUCCAGCGUGCAAACGAACGAGCACAAUCGGAACAUCAUCAAUACGGUGUUUGAGCGGACGCGACCGGCUGGCAGUGAGCGUCGUGCUCGCGAGGUGACGAUACUGGGCCUGUUUGAGUUGAGCUCGAGGGAGGGAGCGGCUCGCCGGGAGGGGCUCAGCGAGCUGGCGGCGGCACAGCUGGCCGUACAGCACAUCAACCGGCGUGGGUUGCUGCUCGGCUACAAGCUGAAGCUCAUCACGAACGAUACGAAGUGCGAUCCGGGCGUUGGAGUUGAUCGGUUCUUUCACGCGCUCUACACGCAUCAAAGCAAGCGGAUCAUCAUGGUGCUCGGGUCAGCCUGCUCGGAAGUUACCGAGAGUCUGGCGAAGAUUGUUCCCUACUGGAAUAUCCUUCAGGUCUCGUUCGGUUCCACCUCCCCAGCAUUGAGUGAUCGGCGCGAGUUCCCCCUCUUCUACCGCACCGUCGCCCCGGACUCAUCGCACCACCCCGCCCGGAUAGCGUUUCUGAUGCAUUUCGGCUGGGACACGGUGGCGACCUUCUCCCAAAACGAAGAAGGCUACUCGCUCGCGGUAAACGAUCUCGUGACCGAGCUCGAGCGGGCCAACAUCACCUGUGCGGCGACGAUUUCCUUUGCCGAAACUGACUUUAAGGAACAGCUGAAGCUGCUGCGGGACCGUGAUGUGCGAGUGAUUAUCGGAAGCUUUUCGCAUGAAAUUGCCCCGCAAGUGUUCUGCGAGGUCUACAAUCUUGGUAUGUACGGUGCAGAGUACGCCUGGAUACUGCAGGACACGUACAUCUCGUCCUGGUGGUUGGCGGGCGACUUACCCGAGACGGGUAGUGCCCCAUGCACCUCCCGGGCACUGCUGACGGCGGUGGAGAACUUAAUAAUCGUCUCGAGCUACAAUAGCAUCGUUGGCAUGGGCACUGCCCUGAGUGGAUUGACGAACGACAUCUUUCUGCAGAAGCUGCGGGAAAUGAACGUCACCGGUGCGGUGUCCCAGUUUGCACCGCAAACGUACGAUGCGGUGUGGGCGAUGGCGCUGGCAUUGCGCGGUGCCGAACGGUCCUGGUCCCAGUCGGUGCCGCACCGGGUCCGGCUGGCCGAUUACGACUACACGCGGUACGACAUCGCCCAGGAGCUGUUGCGCCAAUUCGAUCUGCUCAAGUUUAAUGGAAUCUCGGGACCGGUUUCGUUCGAGGGUGCGGACCGAAUUGGGACAACCUCGUUCCAUCAGAUCCGGGCAGGGCAGCUGGAGAUGAUUGCGUUCUACUAUCCGAAGAAUGCGACGCUCGACUUUGGCUGCCGGUAUUGUGUGCCGAUCGUGUGGCCGGGGGGCCAGGUACCGAUUGCGAAGAGGAUACUGAGGCUGAGGGUGGAUACGAUCGAUCCGUUUGCGUUCUACACGGUGGUGAUACUGUCGCUGAUCGGGAUUGGGAUUUCGGUGCUGUUUUUGGGACUGAAUCUGAGGUUCCGGAAGUUGAAAGCCAUCAAGCUAUCGAGUCCCAAGCUCAGCACGAUCACUGUCUGCGGUUGUAUGCUCGUGUACACGGCCACCAUUCUGCUCGGCCUGGACCAUUCCACACUACCCUGGUCGAGCGUUACCUUCUCCACCAUCUGUAUGGCAAGGAUCUACUUUCUGUCGGCCGGCUUCUCGCUUGCCUUUGGUUCAAUGUUUGCAAAAACGUUUCGCGUCUAUCGUAUCUUCACGCACAGCGCCGGAGGACUUUGCCGGGACAAGAUCCUGCGAGACACACAGCUUAUCUCGGUGAUCGGUGCACUGCUGCUUGUGGAUGCGUUCGUCGUCUCGUUCUGGAUGGCGGCCGAUCCGAUGGAACGGCAUCUGCACAACCUUUCCCUGGAGAUCAGUACCACCGAUCGGAGUGUGGUGUACCUUCCCCAGGUGGAGCUCUGCCGUUCAAGGCACUACGAAAGCUGGCUGGGCAUGCUGUACGCUUACAAGGGACUGCUCCUGCUGGUCGGUGUGUAUAUGGCGUGGCAGACGAGGAACGUAAAGAUAUCGGCACUGAACGAUUCGCAGUACAUUGGCAUCUCGGUGUACAGUGUGGUGAUCACCAGUGCGAGUGUGGUCGUGCUAGCGAACCUUCUCUACGAGCGAGUGACGCUAGCGUUCAUCAUAACGGCGGGAUUUGUGCUGAUCUCAACGACGGCCACACUUUGUUUGCUGUUUCUGCCCAAGAUUAAGGACAUCUUUGAGAAGGGCGAAGUGUACGAUCCGAUCAUUCACAGCAUGGGGCUGAAGAUGGAGUUCAAUACGCGCCGGUUUGUGCUGGACGAUCGUCGCGAGCUUCAAUUUCGGGUGGAGGUACAGAAUCGAGUCUACCGGAAGGAGUUGGAGCUGUUGGACGCCGAAAUUUGUCGCCUGGAGCGAGCACUUCAAGAGCGAUCGCCACAAAGCUCGCCGCUUUCUUCCGAACCCAACCUGCCCGACUCGCGACCUUGUGCGAUCGCCCGGCCUCACGGGUCUAGUGGACUGCCCAUGCUGCUGCUGUCGGUGCUUCCACCGAUAAUUCCGCGUGCCAGCUGGCCCUCGGUCGAUCCAAUGCUUUCGCCCAUGAAGCGGAACAUCGCUUUCAGCUCGCAGCCCAAAAUCGAUCCAGCAGUAACGCUCGCCCCAACCGGUAGCCGUGAGCGCAUUCUAACCUCCAACAGUCGUGUUGGAAGCGACGAACCUCACACACUCCCGAAUGGAGCAAGUUCCGGUGUGAUGGGCAAGAUAAGGCACAUGUUUGCUCCACGAUUGCACAAAGCUCCCUCGGCCACGAUGCUCGGAGGAACGGGUUCAUCGACGAGCGCGAUACGCAAAUCGGCCCUAGCCAUCUUCAACGAAAUCGACACCGAAGACGAUCUGCCCCAGUCGAUCUACACCAUCGACAAACCGACCAGGGAGCAGCUUACACUGACCGGGUCCGAACCGCGCGUUAACUUUGUGCUACCGCCGAACGGGCGGAGACGGUCCUCGACGGUACAGCAGCAAGGUCCGGUGAGGGAUCGUAUCCGAGGUUCACCCCGCUUCCCGCACCGUAUCUGCCCGCAGACGACGAGCCUUACGGAGCUGGGCAUCGAGCGACCGCGCAUCAGCUUCCUCACGGUCAAAAGCUGUGAGCAGAUCCACGGCAAACCGUGCGAAUCGCGCGCCAAGUGGAAAUCGAUGGACUCGUUCUCGAAGAGCGUCGGUUCGCAGUAAUUCGUCGCAAGGGUCGUUAAACAGCAAUGUUCUGUGAACGUGAAUGCUCAAAUCGCUCAAUGAGUUAGAAGUUCUCAGCCGUAUUGAGUGUGUUGUGUAGCGUAACAAUCAGUAACAACGUGUUCGUUGAGAACUCUCCCCCCCCCACCCCACAAACAGAGCUUAUCCCCUCUCCACACAACACCAAUUCGGAUGUUUGUUGUGCAAACCCACACUGUUCUUCGCUUUUUCUACGCUGUUUUGUGUGUAUGUGCUAAGAAAGAAAUCAAACCAUCACUCGUCAAUCGAACCACCCCGGAGACAGAAACAACAUCCAACUCCAAACACACAUUAUGCACGCAAAGCCGCACCCAAAUAAACGAUCGCGUAAAUAUAAUA